This is a messenger RNA of Xyrauchen texanus (razorback sucker), 945 nucleotides long. It is a transcript of the gene atp6v0e1, whose product is annotated as ATPase H+ transporting V0 subunit e1. The record is from RefSeq and is a predicted model, not a curated record. Gene Ontology annotation, molecular function: proton-transporting ATPase activity, rotational mechanism. Lineage: Eukaryota; Metazoa; Chordata; Actinopteri; Cypriniformes; Catostomidae. The coding region runs from base 156 to 401 and encodes 81 amino acids. The transcript is spliced from 4 exons. Gene Ontology annotation, cellular component: proton-transporting V-type ATPase, V0 domain. Gene Ontology annotation, biological process: proton transmembrane transport.
UCAGUCAAGUCUGUAACUUCUCUUUACGGCCUGUGGACAGUCAUGUGAUCAUCACCGUCCACACAGCAGUCGAGCGAGAGCGUCGUGGAGUCUGCUGAACUUUAGUCGUUUUACAGAAAAUUAGUUCAUAAACCUCGAUAUACAUAGAUUAAAUAAUGGCGAGCACAUCUUUCGUGAUUGCUGUAUCAGUUAUGACUGUCUUGUGGGGUCUUGUUGGUGGAGUUAUUCCGCUUUUUAUUCCCAAAGGACCGAAUCGAGGAGUCAUUGUGACCAUGUUGGUACUGACUGCAGUUUGUUGCUACCUGUUCUGGCUUAUAGCUAUUCUAGCACAGCUGAACCCAUUGCUUGGACCAACACUUAGCAAUGAUACCAUCUGGUACCUCUUCUAUCACUGGCCAUAGGGUCUAUUGCUGGAUUCAUUGGUCCCUUUACAAACCAGAUGCUGGAAGUUUGUAGAUUGCCAAAAAUAAGAGAACAUUUCGCCGUCGCUUUCUCUACAAGGGAAAACACCUUUCGAUUCAAGAUUUACAUGCUGUUCUCUGAAGAAUGACGACCAAAUGCCUGUUUGUGGAAUAUGAUUUGUGCUGAUAUAUUUAUUUGAGCUCAUGUUCAAGGAAAGAAGCCAAUAAAUGCUUUGCCUUUUUUGUUUUAUGAGUAUUGUACUUUGUGCAGUGUUAAAUUACAUGAUCGUUAGACUAGCUUUUUAUUUGUAUGAUUCUGUAUGUAAAAUAAAUAAAUGAAUGAGGAGAGGAAAUGUUUUUUUUCAUGAUUUACAGCUGUGUCCAGUUUUUUAAAAGCACAGUUUAAUUGGUGCAACACUUUAUAUCGACUUCAUCUGCUGGAGAAAGUUACACCGAUACAUUAAAAGCAUUAAAGAGGCAAAUUGGUUAAAAAAUGGCUUUAAAAAUCACACAGACAAUCUGAGAUGACUGCCAAACCAUAUCA